UGACAGUGUUUGUUCAAAGUAAUCUCCCCUCGUCUUCUCUACCGGAAAUAGGUGGAGCAGAUAAUGACGUGGAUUCCUCAAGUUACGAAGAUCCACCAAAACAAACCAAUUUUUGGUUAAGGUGAUUUAUAACAACCAUCUCCUCCACUAAGAUCUAUGUCCUGUUGAUUGCUCAACUUUUGUGUUUUGAAUUAUGGGAGCAGCUGGGAGUAGCUUCAGUGAUCUUCCCACCAAUGACUACUUGAAACAAUUGUCAGGAAAUAAAUCUCUGUCAUCAAUUGACCCCUUCUGGAACCAGUUGUUAUCUUUUUCUUUCCUCUCCCCAUCAUCCAGUGCUGACGCCAGGCUCUUGGAGGAAUCUACUUCAUCAAUAUGUAAAAAUUUAGCCAUCAACAAUUUCCAGACUGGCAAUUUUGGUGCUUUGGUUCGUAACUUUAUUGUCAGGGCCACAGAACUGAAAGCGUCAACACAAUGUGAAGAUAAUAUAUUUACCUGGCAAACCUACAAUGCUCUGUUUAUCAUCAGAAGUUUAUGCAAGUAUUUUGUUGAAAAUCUCAGCGAAGAACUCAUAACGCAGCAGUUUGACUCUGUCAACUCAGCUGAAGCAGAAUGUGAUUCAGAUGACGACACUCCUCUUGCAGAGAAGUUAAUGAACUCUCUCGUGGAAUUGCUUGUCGACGUUCCAGUUGUGAAUUUCUCUUAUGCUUUGCAUCUGGAGGCAUUGAACACUCUGAUAGUUUUGCUGUCUAUCCAAAUGUAUCAACCCCAAGCAGCUUCCAACUUUGCCUAUUACAGAUACAUGAUGCAAGGAAAAUGUUCAAUGCAUGCUUGUUUAUUAAUGAAGGUUCUUCUGAGAAAUUAUAUCAACCAAGAAAAAUGCCCUGCAGAAUUGUUUAAAUCGAAUAAUAACAAUAGCGGCAUGUUAUAUAACCUGACAUCGUCCGUAGCAUCUGGUCUUUGGAAUGUUGUGACACUUGGAAUGGGUAGUACUGCCAAAAAGAAAGAAGAUGAAUUUAUCACUGAAGCACUUUUAGCCAACCAAAGCAUUCUGUUUGUACUAGUGUUGGCUAAUCACUGUACAGGGGAACGCAAGAUGAUUAACCCAUAUCGACAGGCACUCUGCUCUUUCACCAAUUCUCAAGAUGAAUCAGAGAGUUCUGUCCCAACGGAAGCUGUUGCAACCUUCAAACUAGACUUCUCUAAAUUGUAUAAUACACUUUGUGAAACACUUCGAGAUGAUCAAACUACUUUGCUUUUGUAUCUUUUACUGCACAGAAAUCCACACAUGAAAGCUUUCAUCUUAUCCAGAACAAAUAUAGAUUCAUUAGUGAUGCCUAUUCUACAAAUCCUAUACCAUGCACAAGACAAAAACUCCCAUCAUAUUUAUAUGGCACUUAUUAUUUUAUUGAUUCUAAGCGAGGAUGAUGUCUUUAAUCGUGCAAUUCAUGAUGUUACAAUAAAACAUGUACCUUGGUUCAAAGAAAGAAGUAUCAAUGAAGUCACAUUAGGAGGUCUCCUCAUUCUCGUUGUCAUACGAACCAUCCAAUACAAUAUGACACGGAUGAGAGAUAAAUACUUACACACAAAUUGUCUUGCUGCGUUAGCCAAUAUGUCUUCUAACUUCAACAACUUACAUCCUUAUGUUGCUCAGCGAAUUGUCAGUUUGUUUGCUCAACUGUGCAAGAAACACAGCAAAUUGGUUGAACAUAUUCGAAGUGCUGCAGUGAAUGGUUCUCUUGAAAUGGAACAAGGAAAUGGUGUUGACUCAGAUUCAGAUGUAGAUUAUGUACAAGACUUAGCAGUUCUUGAAGAAGUGAUUCGAAUGGUGUUGGAAAUAAUCAAUUCCUGUCUAUCCAAUGGAAUCUUACAUAAUCCAAACUUGGUCUACUCUCUUUUGUAUCAGAAAGAUCAGUUUGGGAUGUUUCGAACGCAUCCGACUUUCCAAGAUAUUAUUCAAAAUAUUGAUACUGUCUUAGCCUAUUUUUCUUCCAAACUAGAACAGAAUGGACAGAAUCUUUCUCCAAAUGAAGUUUUAACGACCAUUAAGGAAGGGUCUUUACAGUUUCGUAAAGAUCGAUUAAGAAAAUUUCCCGAGCUGCGUUUUAAGUAUGUCGAAGAAGAAUCUCCAGAGGAAUUUUUCAUCCCUUACAUGUGGUCAUUGGUCUUUCACUCAUCACACUUGUACUUCAACCCAGCUCGAAUCGUGCUCUUCUCCCUGGCUGUUUCCUGAGAUUUACUUUCUACUGGUGGCAGUGAGGCUGACGCUGGUGGGGCAAACGUGCCUCAAGGGACUCCUAAUACUUGUAGCUAUGGCAACAGAACUGAAAUUUGGAUGACAAAAACCAGAAACGUCUUUCAACAAAUGACAUCUUCCUCUCAGGAUAAAGGCAACUUUAGGAAAAAACUGAACGACUGGACUUGCUGUUACAAUGUACAUUUUAUAUGCUUGAAUUGUUAUUAAAGAAGAAGAAAAAAAAAUAAUAACCAAAAACAAAAACAAAACAAAUAAUGGUUUUUGC
This is a messenger RNA of Octopus sinensis (East Asian common octopus), 2519 nucleotides long. Its product is annotated as dymeclin. Gene Ontology annotation, cellular component: Golgi apparatus. The transcript has 16 exons. The record is from RefSeq and is a predicted model, not a curated record. Gene Ontology annotation, biological process: Golgi organization. Bases 194 to 2230 code for a protein of 678 amino acids. NCBI's taxonomy places the organism in Eukaryota, Metazoa, Mollusca, Cephalopoda, Octopoda, Octopodidae.